Messenger RNA from Macrobrachium nipponense, 29463 nucleotides. It is a transcript of the gene shot, whose product is annotated as microtubule-actin cross-linking factor 1-like. Gene Ontology annotation, cellular component: hemidesmosome; intermediate filament; cytoplasm. Gene Ontology annotation, molecular function: microtubule binding; calcium ion binding; structural molecule activity. The record is from RefSeq and is a predicted model, not a curated record. NCBI's taxonomy places the organism in Eukaryota, Metazoa, Arthropoda, Malacostraca, Decapoda, Palaemonidae. Gene Ontology annotation, biological process: cytoplasmic microtubule organization; wound healing; intermediate filament cytoskeleton organization.
GACUCAGGCAGACAGUGAGGCCGUGAGUGAGGCGGUGUGUGCGCGCUGGGUGUUGUGCGGCGGCGGUGGUGGUGUAGUGGACUUGCCAAAACCUCCUCUCCUCUUAGUCCAGUGAAGCAACAGCUUUGACAUAUGGUAUAACAGUGACUUUCCAAGAACGCUGAUCCGAAGGGAACGAGAACACCUUGUUUCGUCCUCUCAUGAAAGCAACUCGCUGCUCCCCGUUGUAGUAGAAACUCCUUCCAUCUCCCGCCUCUGAUCCAAUCGAGUGUUGAGGAGGCCAACGAUAUCCGAAGAGCGGAAAGGGCCAGAGCACCUGGGAGAGGGUGCCCACCCAUCAUGUCAGCACAUAACUACUACAAGGAACGGCUGGGUUUGGACCCAGCCGAGGCCCGUGCCAAUGGAACUAGAGACGGCCACAACACGGGGGCAGACUUCAAGACCUUCGGCGGGUACGAGGAGUCCCUCAGCAAGUUUAAAGGUAUUGUCUACACUCUCAACAUCUACCAAUUGAUAGACGAGCGAGAUGCCAUCCAAAAGAAGACCUUCACAAAAUGGGUUAACAAACACUUAAAAAAGCACUGGGGAUACGUAGAGCGCUACACCUGCAUAACGGUCUGCAACAACUGCAACGACGGCACCUGCAGCUCUCCUGUAGCAGGAAAGCAAGUGAGAGACCUCUUCGAGGACCUGCGAGAUGGACACAGCCUCAUCUCUUUGCUCGAGGUCUUGUCGGGCGAACACUUGCCCAGGGAGCGAGGCAGACUUCGCUUCCACAUGUUGCAGAAUGUCCAACUCACUCUGGACUUUCUCAGAUAUCGCAAGAUUAAGCUUGUCAACAUCCGAUGUGAAGACAUUGUGGACGGAAACCCCAAGUUGAUACUCGGCCUAAUAUGGACCAUCAUUUUACACUUCCAGAUUUCCGACAUCAUGGUUGGUCAGUCGGAUAACCUCACAGCCAAGGAGGCUCUCCUGAGAUGGGCCCGCCUGACCACCCACAAGUACCCCGGCGUGAUGUCAAGAAUUUCACCACCUCUUGGAGGGACGGCCCUCGCCUUCGUCGCCAUCAUUCACAGGAACAGCGAAGUCAUCCAAAGUCGAAGUACAUCACGAACUGGCACGGGUACUGUCCAAGACAGGGCUUCCAAACCCGAUCCACCCGACUUGGUGGACUGGCGAGGCCUCCGUCAAAGAAACCCAAGAGAACGACUGGAAACUGCUUUCCACAUCAUGGAGGCGAGUACCGGAGUCACACGACUUCUCGACCCUGAAGACGUAGAUACCCCAGAACCAGACGAGAAGUCGUUGAUUACGUACGUUUCGCAGCUUUAUGAAAUUUUCCCAGAGCCACCUUCUAUUCAUCCACUCUUUAAUAUUGAAGCCCAGCGCAAACUCGAAGAAUACCGGGAAAUGGCCACCACUCUGUUGCACUGGAUUCGUGAAUACAUCACCAUCAUGAAAGACAGGAAUUUCCCCUCUAACACCAUCGAACUCAAAAGAAUGGCCCAAGAAAGCACAAGAUUCAGACAGGAAGAAGUUCCACCCAGAUUGAGAGACAAGAACACCUGUCAAAGACUUUACCGUGAUAUUCAGAAACUGCUUGACGGCAGCGGCUUUUUAGAAGACGAACUCGCCCCAGAACUCCAUUACAACAACGUCGAUUCUGAAUGGAACAAACUCAUGUCUCUCUUCCAGGAGAGGGACGACGCCCUCCACGAUUCCCUGUCCGGUGCCGACCGCCUGCAACGCCUGGCUGAGAAGGUUCACCGAGAAAUCAAGCAGACCGAAGUGACUUUGGAGGAGGUCGAAAUCCGCAUUGAAGACGAAGCCAGGAGGGUCGAAAGGCUUCACCCAAUGGAUGCCAAACGAAACUGUGAUGCCCUGGACGGAGAGUUGGCUCAGUGUGAGGAUACCAUCAAGACCCUCCACUCGGAUGUCAAGGUUCUCCGGGAUGGGCACUACCACGAAGCCCCCAUUCUCCACAAGAGGGUUGUGAAAUUAGAGGAGCGUUAUGUAAGCGUGAGGACGCUUUUCGAGAACCGCCUCUUGAUCGUGUUGAACAACAGAUCAUUUACGCAGCAAGAAUCCUACACCACGACCAAGCGAAUCGUCGUCUCCGAAUCUCGACUUGUCGAAACGAACGAACACUUCAGAUUCCUGCAGGAAUGCAUCAACUGGUGCAAAGAUAAGUUGAAAAAGUUGAAUGACAGCGAAUACGGCAAUGACCUUGCAGCUGUGGAGAAGGAGUACGAGAGUCACCAGAAGGAGCACAAGAUCAUCCAUCAGUUCCACACCAAUGUUGACCAGUGUGCUCAAGCCGAGAAUAACUUUAGCGGUGAGGAACAGCAGGUCUACAUCAACCUUCUUUCCCAACUUCGAAAGAUCUAUGCCGAGUUGCUUUCCCUUAGUAAUAAGCGCGUCUCCGACUUACACAGCCUUCUAGACUUCCUUCAAGCAGCCACUCAAGAACUCAUUUGGCUCAACGAGAGAGAGGAGCAGGAACUCAACAGAGACUGGGCCAACAAGUCUCUCAACAUCGUGGACGUUGAGCGCUACUAUGAGAAACUCAUGGGCGAAUUGGAGAAGCGGGAGGUGCAGUUCAGCGCUGUUCAAGAUCGUGGAAACAGCCUGGUGAUCGGUCACCAUCCUGCUAGCAAGACUGUGGAAGCUUAUCUUGCCGCCAUGCAGACUCAGUGGCAGUGGCUGCUCGAACUUACCUUGUGCCUUGAAACUCAUUUGCAGCACGCGUCGCACUACCACACUUUCUUCACGGACAUCGCCAACGCUGAACAGUGGAUUAUGGCGCAAGACGAGAAACUCAACUCGACCUUCUCUGUGACUGACUUCGGUCUCGAUGACGGGGAGCAGCUGUUAAGAGAGAUGCAGGAUGUUCGUGAAGAGCUCACUCAGUUCAGUAAUACUGUCGACGAGUUAAUCAACAGAGCCAAAUCUGUUGUUCCUCUUAAACAACGUCGACAGACAUUAAGACAGCCCACGACUGUAACCGCCAUCUGUAAUUACAAGAAAAUGGAUAUAAGCAUCAGCAAGGGAGAACGUUGCACCAUCCAUGACAACAGCAACAGGGUGAAAUGGAGCAUCGUCACCAGCUCAGGCAACAAAGGCCUGGUUCCUGGCGUCAUCUUCACUAUCCCUCCUCCGAACCAGGAGGCCAUUGAUGCAGCCGAGAAACUCAGAAGGCAGUACGAAAGGUGCAUUGCCCUGUGGCAGAAGAAACAGCUGCGCAUGCGCCAGAACAUGAUUUUUGCCACCAUCAAGGUUGUGAAGAGCUGGGACCUUGCUCAGUUCAUUGCCAUGGGACCAGACCAGAGGAACGCCAUCCGUCGGGCCCUCAACGAAGACGCCGAAAAGCUCAUUCAGGAGGGCGACCCCAACGACCCCCAGCUGAGACGUCUGAAACGCGAGAUCGAGGAAGUCAACCGGCUUUUCGACGAGUUCGAACGCCGUGCAGCCGAGCCUAAACCAGGCACCGUUCUGGUCGAGCAGUGCAACAGCUUGAAGGAGUAUUUGGACAUGAUGGAGAAGACGCUCAUUCAGAGGUGCCUCGCUGCCAUUCCCAGGGACCUGGACCUCCUGGAACAGUUGGUCAUCGAGCACAAACAGUUCGAGAAUGACCUGUCGUCGCACGAACUGGAGGUUGAGAGUAUUCAGAAGAACUACCAGAAUCUGAGCAGGCGGACCCCAGCCAUCCAGCGCACUGUUGAAAGUAUCACUCAGCAGUGGGAUCGCAUAUGGCAACUCUCACAUGUAUAUAUUGAAAGAAUGAAGUGUGUGGAGAUGGUUGUGACGGGAAUAGAGGAGGGAACACAGGUGGUGUCCGAGGUGGAGCUGAAGUUAGCGGAACACCAAGAUCUGCCCGAUGAGCUGGACGAUCUUGAACACGUACACAGAGAACUUCUCGAUAUUCAGCAAAUCGUCCAGGACCAUCAGGUGCUCAUCGACCGCCUUUUGGAAGAGUGCCGCAACGUCCGGACCCUGGUGGUCAAAUCGAGACCGAGCCAGAAAAUCCAUCCUGAUGUUGACAAGCUGGAGGAGGAUGUCAGGAAGCUGAGGAUGAGGUGGGAAAACACCUGCUCCCAGAUCGUCGAGAGGUUGCGAAGUUGCGAAGCUGCAUGCGACCUUCUGGCUAAAUACCGCAAUGGCCAUGACAUUGAAAAGGUCGAAGUCACCGCCAUGGAGAAUGGCCUUCGUAGUCAAAAGAUCGAAGACCUCGGACCCUCCGAGGCUGAGUUAGAGUUGGAGAGACUGAGGAGUAUGUACAUGAAAAUUAUAGAGAAGAAAACAAGCAUAGAACAUGUAAAUACACUUGGCGGCCGAUUCAUAAGGGAAGCCAAGAUCUAUGACUUGCGCCUGUCCCAGUACAAGGCCAGUCUAGAGGAGGUACACCCUAGCCUGGACGCGAGCCUGAGCAAGAGGCCUCGCAUUCAGAGCGGACAGGAAAACGUCGUGGCCCAACUCGACUCACUUAAUACUCAGUACCAGUUCGUGGCAGAUGAGACCUACGACAGGAUCGCUAAGAUCUAUAACAGGUUCCAGCACGAGAAGGACUUCAAUUUCCAAUUGGAAGAUCUGUCACCUGUUAGCCUGGAGAGAACAUUCCGCACAGAGCUUAAUAUUCCAGAUGACAGGCCUCCUGACAUGCUACCAAUUAAGAUAGAGGAAAAUGAUUUUGAAACGAGAGCACGAUCAGAAAUGCAGGUGAUUGUCACCAGUGGAUCCAUACCCCUUCAGAAGCGGCCCUCUGCCACUCAGCUCAUGGAAAUUGAUUCUUUUGAUGGCCAUGAUCAACCUCUAAGGCUGGCUGGGUCAACUCUGAAAGUUAGUACGACAUCAUCGACCAGACAUUUCGUGUCUUCAGUUGCUACAACUGGUGCAUCUGAACCACAGAUGGUGCAUCCAGUUACUGGGGAACAUUUAACAUUGCAUCAGGCUAUGGAAGAUAGGAUUGUGGAUUUGUCUUCAGGUUUGAUGACUCAUCCCACAACAGGGGAGAAAUUCCCUCUCUCAGAGGGUGUUGAGCGGGGCUAUGUCAGCCAAGCCCUCCUUAAUCAUUUGGACACUCCCUGUGGUAUCAAGGACCCAGCCACUGGAAAGGAAAUCACACUACUUGAAGCUACUAAGAGAGGGAUUUUCAAUCCCAAAGAGGGAGUCUUUAUGGACCCUACAACAGGCAAACAGCUUACACCUGAAGAGGCUGCAAAGGUCGGCUUCGUCAUUUUAGAGAAGGUAAGCUUCUUUACACAAGUCUGUGUUCCAGUGGUGGAGUCGUUAUCUCUAUACAAUGCGAUAGUUGAAGGACGUGUUAAUGUAAGGACAGGAGAAUUUACUGAUGCAAGUUCUGGAGAGAAGAUGCCACUGACUCAUGCUUUUGCCAAGGGAUUUAUUUCUGCUGAACCGUCUUUCACGCCAACAAGUGGUGUAACACUCUCCGAGGCUGUUAAUCAAGGUUUUAUAGAUCCAUAUUCUGGUCAGGCAGUUGAUAGGAAUUCUGGAAAUAAGUACACUUUAGAUGAAGCGAUUGAAAAAGGUUUGUUAGCAUCUCAUGUGAGAGAGGUUGUCAAUACUGAUACUGGAUGUAAAAUGACUGUGGCUGAAGCUAUCCAAGCUGGCAUAUUAGAUGUAACUGCUGGGAGAUACGUUAACAGUGUUACAGGAGAAAAGGUGCCAUUUGAUGUGGCAGUGCAAGAGCAACUUAUAUAUCGUCCAUAUACAUUGAAAGAUUGCCAUGAUUUAAAGCUGCUCAAUGCUAAUGGUCAUAUUCAAGACCCACAAAUGAAAGACCAUGUACCAUUAUUAGAAGCUGUUGGAAAGGGAAUAGUUGAUGUUGAACUGAAGUCUGUUAAAGACAAAGCAGCAAAUGCACUUUUGACACUUCCAGAGGCCUUCAUGUUUUCUGUGAUACUUCCUGAGGGUAAAUAUAGAGACACUGAGACAGGUGAAAUUUUAAGUUUGGUUGAUGCAGUUAACAAAGGUUUGAUUACUUCUGUCUCCACAAAGACUAUAUUUGAUAUUGAUGGAAUUAAGGAUGUAGAAAGUGGGGGUUAUAUUAGUUUCAGAAUAGCUUUAUUGAAAGGUAUUAUUGAUUCAGAGAGUGGUUUGUUUAGGGAUCUAAAGACUGGAAAUAUGAUGACAUUAGAUGAUGCUGUUGCCUCAAAGUUAAUUCAACCUCAGAUACUAGAAACACUCAAGAUGAAAAUAGGAAUGUUUGAUGAAAAUGGAGAGGAAAUGAAUGUUGUGGAUGCAGUGCUGAAAGGACGCUUGGAUCCUAACACAGGCCAGAUUCUUGAUCCUAAAACUGGCAAAGCAAUUGCACUUCAAGAUGCAGUCGAUAAAGGCCUCAUAACACGUGAAGGUGCUGCCACUUUGAAGGGGCUCUUGAGUGUCACAGUUACAACUGCAACAAUUAUCAAAACAAUCAAAAGAUGUGUUACUGUAAAGAGUUCAGGUAUUCAUACAACAGAAUCAUCUGUUACAUUACAAGAGGCAAAGAGUAAAGGACUUAUCAAUGAAAAAGAAGGAACAUACCUUGAUAGUACAACCAACAAAGUGAUUCCUUUAGAUGAAGCCAUCAAGGAAGGUCUCUUAGUUUUGUCAGCAGAUUGGCCAGGAGAUUUACCUGACAGCAAUGGUACAUCCUCAAUGCUUGUAGAAACUACAGACUCUGUGACAAGAGAGGCUACUAAAAGACAUAUGUCACCUUCAAAGUCUCCAAGCCCAACUAAAAGUGCCAGAAAAGUAACACCUGAUAAAGAGUCAUGGGUAAAGUCUGGUAGUAGUACACCUGAAAAAACAGAUGCUGAAAAAUCUUUCUCCAAAGUCUCGUCUCCUUCCAGAUCUUCACCAUCCUCCCCACAAAAGAUUUCAAGUAGAGAAAGCUCACCGAAGAAGAGCCUACCCCUCUCACCAGAAAGCAAGAAAAUAGAGGAAUCUAAAGGAAGAAUUUCACCUCUGAAGUCUUUGGACCAAGGGAAAAAGACUUCUCCAAUAAGAGACAGACCUGAUAAACUGUUUGAUGACACAAAUAAAUAUGAAGAUAUAUCCCCCGUAGGGUCACAACCAGCAUCCCCAUCAAAAUCUGUUAGUUCAAGACAGAUGUCCCCUUACACAGAUUCAGGAGAUGGGUCUCUUGUUAAGUCAUUUGGUUCAAGACCAGAUUCUCCAAUGAAGUCAAGUGGUAUAGGCCCUGAAUCUUUAAAGACAGAUGAAUCUGCUCCUACUUCACCAGAGAAAGGUGUGCCUGGAAGUCCAGCAGUUUCACCAGAAAGGCCACCAAGGAGAAUUAAAAGUGCUCUAAAAUCCCCUGAAGAUUCUGUUGAUAGUGCUAUGAGUAAUGUUGAUGAGCUGGAUAUGACUUCAUCUGGGGCUUCAUUACCAGGAGCUAAUGUAAUGCAUGAAAGCUUCUCUGUUAACACACGCACACUUGAAUUACCCCCUGAUGGUUGGUACUUAAAAGAAGCUAUAGAAAAGAAACUCUUUGAUCCAGUAACAGGUUUGUUCACAAUUCCUGGUACAGAUAGACUUGUGAGCUUUGAAGAAUGUGUAAAGAUUGGUAUAAUUGAUCAGAGGUCAGCUGAAGUAGUUGAUCCUAAGAGUGGAAGAAUAAUCACCCUUAUGAGAGCUUUAAGUAAAAGUGUAUUAGAUUGUACUGGAAAGUAUCCAGAUGGUGAAUCUCCAACUGACAGAAGAAUGACAGCAAAAGAGGCAAUCUCAAAGAAAUUUAUUAUUCUUAAGGAUCGAACAGACUUCCAAGAAUCUGUGCCGGGGAGAGUAAUUCAGAUUACCAGUAUUGAAGGGCAACCAGAUAAAGUUCAGGUGUCUUCUGGAGUAGAAACUGAUAGUGCUGGUCAUUUCCAUGAUAUUAAAACAAAUGAGCACAGUGUUGAUAGUUCUUCAAUUGAAAUUAAACCAGGAGUCUUUUUUGAUCCAGCACUUGGCAAUGUUCAGAUGGAUGAUGGCUCUGUUGUAGAUGUUGUCACAGCAGUGAAGGAAGGAAAGAUUCAGCCAACAGGUGUAAAAGUAAAAGAUCCUCAGUCAGGUCGUGAUCUGAAUUUGACUGAAGCCAUGAAGAAGGGUAUUAUAGACAAAGAUUCAGGUGAAUACAAGGACAAGUCAGGCAAGAAAAUAUCAUUGAAAGAUGCUGCCAAAUUUGGUCUUCUUGGAGUUGCUGCUGUGAUUGGUGCCCCAGUCAUUGCUGGAGUGGCUGCAGCUCAAGUUAUUAAGAAAGGUGUCCAGAAGAUAAGGAAAAUUGAUCCAAAAACAGGUUCUGAAAUCAUUAUUGAAGAAAGUGUAGAACUUAUAACAGAUUCUUCUCCAGAGGAGGACCUCAGAGAAUCUGUAGUUGGGAGACUUUCACGCACUACAAUAAAGUCGACUACAGUUGUUGAAACAGAUGUGAUACUACAAGAUCCUGUAAGUGGUAAAGAAUUGACUCCUGAAGAAGCAGUCUCUCAAGGGCUUAUAUCACCUGAAGAAUUAGAGCAGAUUAGAAGCACAGCACAUGGUAGAAUUCAGGAAAUCCAGAAAAUGUCAGAUAAAGGAGACAAGCCAGCAGAAAUUCUAAGUGUUAAAGCUGAAGCCGAAAGAGCCUUUGGUGACAGUAUUCCUACUGAUUCAAGUGAAAGUCUUCAAAUUAAAGAAUUAAUUCCCAAAGAUAAACAUGCUGUUGAUGUUAAACAUGGACAAGAAAGUGGUGAUUUUAUCAAGCCCACAGAUGAAACCGAGGCUUGGGUGGCCACCUCGAGAAAGCAAGAAACUGGUGAUGUAUUGAGUGAUACUCCCUUAAGUGCUAAACCAACUGAUUUGACCAUGAAGAUUCAAGAUAGCUAUGAAGGAGGCAAACCACAGGACAUGUCAGAAUCGCCCAUUAGUGAGAAAAGCAAACCUGUUGAUCAGGCUGAUACACAAAUCUCCCCAGUGAGAGAUGUAGGUAAGCCUGCAAGUACAUUAGCAGAUAAAGAAGUAAAGCCAAGUGAUAAAUCCAAGACAACAGGAAAGGAUAAGGUUCAGGAUGACACUGAGGCAGACAGCCUACAGGAUAUAACUGAAGUAUCUUCUGAGGGAAGUGAUAAAUUACCAUCGCUUUCCAAGGAAAGUGAGAGGUCACUAUCACCGUUAAAGGAAGGAGAAAAAUUGCCUUCACCAUUAAAGGAGAGUGGAAAAUUACCAUCAGCUUUUAAAGAGGGUGAAAGAUCACCAUUGCCAUCAGAUAAAAGUGACAAAUCUCAAUCACCAGUAAGCAAAGAUGAAAAAUUACCAUUAGCCGAAGGUGAUAAGUCUCCAUCACCAUUAAAGGAAAGGAGUGAAUCUACAACACCAAGUAAAGAUGAAAAAUUACCAUCAAAGGAAAAGGAUACAGGUGAUUUUGAGGAGAGCGCAUUAGUAAUUACAAAAUUACAGUCCCCACAUGAGGGUCAGGAUCAGGUUGAAUUAGAAAAAAUCAAAGGUCAAGAUAAAGCAGAGCCAUUGUCAGAGGACGGCGUAGGACCUGCUGUUAAGGAACCCUCAGCUGUUAAAAUCUCAAGUCGAGGUUCAAGUCCUGGUGAAGAUGUAGGUGAAAAGCCAAGAGAAUGGGUUACAACAGAACCGAAGUUUAGUGUUGCAAUUGGGCGUGCAAAAAUUAUCCCUAGUCCUGAUCAUGAAGGUAAACCAGUACAGCUGCAAAAAGUACGAAGAAAGUCCAUGAAGCCAAAACGGGCUGUUGCUAAAGGUGUUGUUGAUGAAAAGACAGCAAAUGUUCUUGAGAACCCAGAUAACUUUAGAGGCCCUGCUGGGGAGAAGUUAACUUUAGAAAAUGCUGUUAGAUUAAAGAAGAUUGAUGGUAAUACUGGUGCAAUUGUUGAUGUUGCACGAGGAGAACCUCUUACUAUAAAUGAAGCUUUAGAGAGAGGAGUUUUGGAUAGUGCCACUGGAAAUAUUCUUAUUCCAGUGGGCAGGAGUGUUACUUUACCAGAACUAGUUUCUCAAGGACUGUUUGAUAAAGCCUCUCAGAAAUUUAUUCAUCCAGAAACUGGUGAUGCCCUUACACUUCAUGAGGCAAUACUCUGUGAUAUUAUUGAUCCAGUAUCUCAAGUUAUUGAACCAUCUACAAAGAGAACAAUUACCUUAGAAGAAGCAAUAGAAAAAGGAAUUAUAAAUCCAGAUACCGGUGAAGUCUUCGAAAAGCAAGGGCCCAUAUCAGUUCUGGAAGCUGUAGAUUCAGAUGAUGUGUUUGUUGCUUCUGCUGUUCCAAGAGUGGAUUGGCUACCUCCUCUUGGAAUGACUUUCCCAGUAGCACUAGAAAGGGGGUUGAUUGACCCACAAAAUAAAGAAAUUAUCCAUCCUCUCACAAGUGAUCGCCAGCCUGUGAAAGUAGCCAUUGACAACAACUUUAUUUUUGCAAUCCCAUGCCCUAUAUUACCAGACAGUGUUCAGGUUACUCAAGCUUUGGACUGCAAAUUGAUUGAUGUCGACUCCUGCACAUUCACUGUUCCUAACACUGGAGAAAAGAUUCCUGUUGAGAGAGCUGUUGAAAGUGGAAUCCUUCAGAUUAAGCCCAUGACAACUCUUGUACCAAGUUCUGAAACUGAAGUUGUAUGUGAGGAGAUUAUUACUGAAACUGUUAGAUCAUAUGAAACUAUAACCACUAGAAAAGUUGAGGUCAGGUCAGGUUUUGUUCUCAUUAGUCCCACUGAAAUCAGGAACACAAACACAGGCGAAGUAGUGUCCCUAGAAGAAGCCAAGAAGCAAGGGAUUGUAAAGGACAUAGACAUAACUGUAACCUCAGAGGAGAAACUCAGUUUCCGUGAAGCAGUUGAAGGAGGGCAUGUUGAUUUUGGAAGUGGGACUUUCAAAGAUCCGAGUACAGGGGAGGUUGUGCCUAUUGACAAAGCCAUUCAGCAUGGCUUAGUUGAACCAGUUGAAGCUGCACCAUCCACAGAGGUAACCAGCAAAAUCAACAUCAUGCAAGCCUUUUCAACAAUUUAUCAUGAAAAAUCUGGAAAAUUCAAAGAUCCUCAAACUGGAGUUCUUUUAACUUUAGAUGAAGCAGUUGAUAAAGGUGUAAUUGAUGGUGAAGCAGUAGUUUAUGACACCAAGAGUGGCUUAGCAUUAUCUACAAAAGAAGCUAUAGAUAAGGGAGUUAUUGAUGUUAAGGGUGGAGAUUUCAUUGAUUCCAAAUCUGGAAGUAAAGUGAAGGUCAAGGAUGCUGUGAAAAUGGGAUUGUUGGCUGUGAUUGGUGCGCCAAUCUUGGCUGGAAUGGCUGUAACAGAAGUCAUUAAGGAAGCUCGUGAUAAGCUGAAGAAAUCCUCAUCUCCUCCCAAGUCCACAACUAUGGUUACAGAUAUUGUAGAAGAGUAUAUUCCUGCAAGAACUGCAGAAGAUAUGUUACGGCGGCCAUCAUUAUCCCCUGAAGAUAAAGUUACUUUGCCUGUGAUUGAAGUGGGUCAGAAAAUGACUUUAAGAAAUGCCAUGGAGGGUGGAUAUAUUGAUGUUGAUUCAUGUGUUGUUGUCGUACCAUCUACAGGAAACCGGAAACUUGUUAGGCAAGCCGUGAUUGAAGAGAUUAUCGAGUUGACCACAAUUAUUGAAAUUAGAAGCAGAACUGAAAUAUGGAUUGUAGAGGAGGUGACAAUUAUAACAGAAGUCAUAAAAUCACUUGAUCCUGCAGUUAUGACAGAAAGAGGUCUUUUUGAUCCAGAAAAUGGUCAGUUUGUUGAUGCAGUCACUGGAGAAAAUAUAGCUUUUGAGAAGGCUAUUGAGUCUGGUGUACUGAACCCUGAGCAGAUAAUUGUAAAGAAUCCAGCAACAGGGGAAGAACUUACUCUAAGUAAAGCAUUGGAAAGAGGGGUUGUCAAUGCAGCAACUGGAGAAAUUACAGAUGCAAGUACAGGCAAAUCUCUUCCUUUCUUUGAGGCUGUGAAAAACAAUGUUGUUAAAGCACAAGAUCAAAAGCAGAUUGAAGAGCCAUCUGUGGUAGCUACCACCCAAGCGAUUGACUUGAAUGAGGCUAUUGCCACAGGUAUUGUUAAACCUGAUACAGGUAUAAUUACUGAUCCAGCCACUGGUAAAAAUGUAGAUAUUUGCCAAGCUAUACAGAGUGGUAAGAUUGAUCCUUCUACUAUACAUGUGUAUGAUCCAAGAAGUGAAGAUAUUGUUACUAUGAAGGAAGCCAUUGAUAUGGGUCUUGUCGAUCUGAAUAAAGGGACUUACACAAAUCCAGAGAAUGGCUGUGAAAUGGAUCUGAAUACUGCCAUAGCUAAGGGAACACUUCUGCCUAAGAGGAGAUCCAUGUCUCUUGUGGCUGUAGUUAAAAAAGGCCUUUAUGACCCUAAAUCUGGUAAAAUAAGUGACCCACUAAUGAAAAUGAAGGUAGACGUUGAUGAGGCUGUUAAAAGAGGUUUAGUGGACUCGUUUAUUACCUUGUGCAAAGAUGUUUUGGCUGACAAGUAUGUUACUCUUGAUGAUGCCUUACUCCAUGAUCUAGUGGUAGCUCAAAAUGGUAAACUUAAGAAUACUUUGAAAAAUACUUUUAUGCCCCUUGAUGAAGCAGUUCACCAGAAAUUAAUUGUGAUAAAGCGACCAUCUGUGCCUCUUAAAGAUGCUGUUCUCAGUGAUAUGUAUGACCCAACAGUUGGUGAGUUUUACGAUGCUUGUGAAGGUGAAGGGUUGUCAUUUAAUGCUUCUGUUGCUUGUAAAUUAAUUAAUGUUAGCAACGCUAGAGUUAAACUUCAAGAUGAAGUUUUAACCAUUUCAGAGGCAGUUGACAAAGCUGUGUUAGAUGGAGAUAAAUCUCUGUUAAUGCAACCUGAGAAAAUGGAUUUGGCUGAGGCUGUAAGAAAAGGCUACAUAGUUACCGUAAUGGGGUCACUUACUUUGCAACAGGUCAUUGAAGAAGGUCUAUUUGAUCCAAAAACUGGUUUAAUCACAUUAGACGGAAAUCGUUUAACAAUAAAAGAGGCAAUAGAACAAGGGGUCAUUGAUCCUUCAUGCUUAUCUGCUAAAGAUCCUCGAACUGGGGAGCCCAUAACAUUAGAUGAAGCCAUUAAACUUGGCAUAAUUGAUGCAGUAGCAGGGACAUUCCGUGACCCUCUAACAGGAGCUGAAAUGGAGUUGACAGAUGCUGUUACCAAAGGUGUUGUUAUAGAAGGAAGAACUGUGUUUACCUUGUAUCAAGCUGUGAGUAAAGGCCUUUAUAAUCCCAGCACUGGACGCAUCACCUGUCCUAUGUCUGAGGAUGAAUUAACAUUAAGCAGGGCCAUACGAAGUGGUGUCAUUGAUCCAAGCACCACAUUAGCUCGAGAUCCUAAUACAGAGAAGCUCAUGAGCUUUAAACAGGCCAUUUGUAAUGAAAUUGUUGAUGUUAGAUCUGGGAUGAUGAAUUUUGGCCGAAUAAAGAAGUUGAAUUUCAAAGAUGCAUUUGAACAGGACUAUUUGAUAGAUGCACAGAUGCCAAUGGCUUUAAGAGUAGUUAUAAUCAAAGAAUUGUAUGAUGAAGAAAGUGGUAAUUUCUUGCAUCCAGCUUCUGGUGAAUGGAUCUCUAUCUCAAAAGCAUUGUCAGUUCAGAUGAUUGACCCUGAUUCAGCACAUGUUAAAGACACACUCUCAGGUCGUCUCAAGAAAGUCAAUCUACGUGAAGCUGUAGACUCUGACAUUAUUAAUGGAAAUACUUCUCUUGUUAAAAAUCAUCAGUCUGGUACAGAACAUACCUUAUUAGAAGCAUAUGAAUUGAGUCUCAUAGUUGACAGUCGGAUAGCUAUGUCCCUUCAGCGUGCUCUUCAUCAGGGUCUUCUGGAUGAGGAAGAAGGGCUCUUUACAGAUGUAAACACUGGAAAGAAAAUUACAUUACAUGAAGCCAUGAGACGAUUAGUUAUAAAUCCUAGCCUUCCCUGUUACUGGGAUAAGGAUUCCUCCUCUUGCCUUUCAUUAGUACAGACAUGCAGAGAAGGUAUUAUUGAUCGACGGCAUGGAAAGUUUUAUGAUCCUAAGUCAGGAUGUGCUCUUACUUUGAUGGAAGCUUUAGAUCAAGGUAUGAUAUUAGACAUCGACAAACCACGGUCACUCUAUCAUGCUGUUGUCAUGGGCUUUUAUGAUAAUAAGUCAGGCCGCAUGAUCCAACCCAACACUGGUCGUAAAUUAACUUUGGCUGAUGCUUGCAAACAGAACAUUGUCAAUCCAGAUAUAUCUUUAAUCAGGGAUGCUAACAAACCUCGUUUCAUGAAAUUAAGUGUUGCUGUAAAUGAAGGUUUUAUUGAUGAAAUAAAAGGAAAAUACAUAAUACCAGAAUCACAGGAGCAGCUGACUCUUCAGGAAGCAGUUGAUCAGAAGCUCAUUUUAACAUCUAAGCGUCCCCUUACAGUUGAAGAAGCUUUAGGGUAUUUACUUUAUUGUCCAGAGGCUGGUACUUUCAUCGAACCAAGUGUUGGUGAUCAUCUUAAUAUUGAAGCAGCAAUUGCUCAUGGUCUUAUAGAUGGUAACACCUCAGCAUUGAAGAACCCCACAGAUAAUUCCCUCAAGAGCAUAAGGUCAGCAGUUGAAGACAAAGACAUUGAUGUUUCAAAAGGACUUGUGAAGGAUCCACAAACAAACAAAUCAUACACACUGAAUAUAGCUUUUGAACGGGGAUUGAUUGUAACAGUGGGGAAACCUACUACUUUUACAAAAGCCGUCCGAGAAGGUUUAAUUGACUUAGAAAAGGGAACAUACACAGAUCCGGUGAAUGGUAAAGUGUACACUCUAGAAGAAGCCUUAAGGUAUGAGCUCAUUGAUCCAGACUCAGCUGUAAUAAAAGAUCCUUGUACGGGAAGGUAUAAAACACUGAAAAGGGGUAUACAAGAGGGUUUGGUAGACCUCAAAAAGCGAGCUCUCUAUGAUCCCCAGACUGGCACAUUGAAAACGUUGUGCAUUAUAUUUGAUCAGGGAACAAUAGUAUUUUUCAGAGAUCCUCUUUCACUUGAUGAAGCAAUUGAUAAAGGUCAUUUGAAUGUUGAGUCUGGGAUGUUUACAGAUCCAAACUCCAAAGAAGUGUUGAACUUAAGGGAAACGUGUCGUCUUGGUCUCAUUGAUCCACAAACUGGGUUGGUGAAGCACACAAAGGAGCGCCGUCUUCUCAAGUUACUGGAAGCUUGUGAAUUAGGUGCUAUAGACGCAGAGAAGGGCAUGGUAUUUAAUACUGCUACCAGUCAUUUGCUGACCUUUGAUGCUGCGCUGCAAGCUGGCUUAAUUAUUACUCCAUGUCGGGGAGUAGCUUUACUUGAGGCUCUAGAUUACAGCCUCUAUGAUAAUGCUAGUGGAAAAUUAAUGAACCCGCUUCAAAAUGAUUAUGUAACAUUGCAAGAAGCAGUAGCUUGCGGGUUUAUUGACAAUACUACUACCAUGGUGAAAUGUCCAGCAAGUGGUAAUAUCCAGACUAUGACCGAGGCAGCUAAAUCUGGUGUGCUGGAUGAUCAGGGUGGCUCUGUAGUGGAUUCAACUGCGGGCACACGCUACCCACUUCCUGAAGCCCGCCGCCAAGGGUAUCUUCUCGCCGCACAAGCGCGGCAAGCUAUGAUUGAAAAAUAUAAGCAGUGUGAUGCAACUAUCGUAGAAAUGAUGGACAAAGUAAGUGAAAUAGAAAGAAGAUUAGCAGAGCAAGAACCAGUCAGUGAGAGUGCUAAUGGCUUGCGCAACCAGAUAAACACUGUUAAGGCAAUUAAGGAUGAGUUGGAUGAAAUGUUCCGCCCACUUGGAACUUGCUUGGAUGGUGUCAGGCAGGUAGUUAACCAGGGUGGUGAAGUCUUGUCCCGUGAAGAACUUGACUCUUUAGAUCAGGCAGCUACACUUUUGAAGCAGCGGUAUGACCGUUGUGUGGACCAAGCUGAUACUACACACAGACGGUUGACUACGGCUAUGGAGGAGUUUUCGAAAUACGAAAAGGAGAUUGCAUUAUUCCGAACCUGGUUAAAACAAGCUACCAAAACUCUGCUAGAAAAAGAGCGACUCUGCUCAGAUCUCAAUAAAAUCAAGAACCAUGAACAAGGGUGUAGAGACUUUUUGGGAGAUGUCAUUGCUCAUCAGGCUGACCUGCGCUUUAUCACUAUGGCAACCCAGAAGUUCUUGGAAGAGUCUAGCAUAUACCUGCGGACAGUCAAUAACUUCCGAACGUCUAUCAAGGAUCGAUACCCCAUUUUGCAAGCUGAUCCAGAUUCAGUUGUUCGGGAUGCUGCUGAUGAUGUCUCGGCUGAAUUUAAAGACCUCCUAGCCCGUGCAAAUAAGCUUGUUGAUAAGGUAACUAGUGUUGGAAACAAGCAGCGAGAUUAUAGUGAAGCUAUAGAAAAGGCAUCUCGUUGGCUUAAGGACACUGAAGUUAAGAUUAGUCGGAUUUUACAAGAGCCUGUUGGUGCUGAUCCUAAAGGAGUUCAAGAUCAGCUUGACAAAGCAAAAGCCAUCAAUAAUGAUGUUGUUGCCCAAUCUAGGCUCUUCGACAAUUGUCGUGGAACAGCAGCUGCUCUUCUACGUGCACUAGAAGGAGAGCUUGAUGAUGCUGAACGGGAGGCUAUUGAAAUUCCACCUGAGGAGUUGUAUGAACGCUACAAUGAAUUGGCUGAUCGUCUGGGUCUUCGUUGUCAAGAACUUGAUACAGCACUUGUACAGUGCCAAGGAGUCCAGGAAGGUUUAGACUCUCUCAUGUCAUGGCUGAACAACAUUGAUCUUCAGUUAAAGAACGCGAGCAAGCCAGCCUCGCUCAACCGCGAUCGCCUAGACGAGCAAAUCCGAGAGCAUCGACAACUUCAUGCAGACAUCAUGUCUCACCAGGCGUCGGUGGUGCAGAUCAAUGAUUCUGCGGAGGCGCUCAUCACAACAGCCUCCAAUGUCAGGGUCGCCAAGAAGAUCGAGACGAAGCUGCGAGAACUCAAUACAAAGUAUGAGAAAGUUGUUGAAAAAUCCGAGUCCAGAGGCCAACACCUUGAGAUUGUAUCAACUCAGCUCGAGGCCUUCACUGUCUCUGUUGAACAUUUCGAGGAAUGGUAUAUUGAAAUCGUGGAGAUUGUUGAGUCCCGAGAAGUCUUGUCUCUGGAUGUGGAAAGUUAUGCUAGGAAGAUAGAUGAAAUUGCUCGCCAGCGUGAUGCUCGUUCAGAGGACUUUGAUGGCAUGAUCAAGACAGGCAAAGAUCUAGUAGCAAAGAAGGAUGUCACUGACACAGCUCCAGUGAAGGACAAAAUUAAGAAUUUGGAGGGCCAGUGGAAGGAACUGAAUGAUACUUUGGAUGAACGUGCAAGAAAUGGCAAAGAGCGCUCAGAACAACUUCUUGCUUAUGAACAAAUGCGUGACAGAUGCAUGCAGUGGCUCACUACAACUGAAAAUACCCUUGAUAAUUCCCAGCCAGUGGGAUUAGACCAGGAAAUUUUGAAGAAGCAAUCAGAGGACUUGAAGCCCUUACUCAAAGAGUACCGUGAGUAUGGCAUCACCAUUGACAAACUUAAUGAACUUGGUAAUGCAUAUGAUGCCUUGCUUCGAGGUGAAAGACCAGAAAGCCCAACCAGAAGAAGAUCAUCUGUGACACCUGUGAAACGCCCAUCCAUUUCAUCGCCUCUGAAAUCUCCUGUGAGGCGAGUGUCACAAGAUGCACGCAGCCCCUCACCAACGCAAAAGCUGAUGGGUUACAACGGUUCUGGUCCCAUGUCUCCCAUACCUGGCGGUUAUGCUAGCAGACGUACUUCACAGGAAGGAUUCCAUUUUGAUGAUAUGAGUCCCAUCCAGAAAGAGCUAAUGCAGAUCAACAACCGAUACGAAAUGAUUGGCAUGAGGUUGAAUGACCGCCAGAAUGAACUGGAGAUCAUGAAAGAGGAGUUGAAGAAACUGGCUGAAAGCUUAAGAUCUGUUAAUCUUACUUUGGAUAAAGCUGAACGUGCCAUGCCUCGAGAAGCUGUACCCACAACAAAAGAAGAAGCAGACAAGUACAAUAGACAGUGUAAGAGUAUUUUGGAGGACCUUCUGGAAAAGCAGCCUUCUCUAGAUAGUGUGAAGAAUAAUGCAGCUGACCUUAUCAGGAAAAAACCAAAUGCCCCUGGAUCACAUGUUUUGCAAGAUCAAGUUGAAAAUACAAGUGAUAGGUAUAAGGAGCUUCAGGGUAGGCUGAAAGAUCGUCUAAAUUUCUUGGAACAGACUAAAGAGUUCCUAGAUUGUUAUGAUUCUCUUAAUAACUGGCUUACUUCCAAAGAUAAGAUGAUGAGUGUUCUUGGACCUAUUGCCUCAGAUCCUCGUAUGGUCCAAAUGCAAGCACAGCAGGUACAGGUCUUGAGAGAUGAAUUCCAAGCACAAGAAUCGAAACUUAAUGAUCUUAAUGAUUCAGGUGACAAAAUUGUUGGAGUUUGUGAACCAAAUUCAUUAGCAGCAAAGAAGAUAAACGAUAAAUUAGAUGCCAUUAAUAACAAAUGGACUGAGUUGAUUGGUCAGUUGGAUGCAAGAGACUCUGCUCUUAAUGCUGCUUCAAAUGCUAGUACUGAUUUCUAUGACAACUAUAACCAGCUCCAUGAUGCUUUGCUAAAACUUGGGGAAGACUUUGAUGAAGUAUCUGCAAGUGGUGCUGACUCAGCAAAACAAAUUGAAGCUGUUCAGAUCCUAGAAAAUGGCCUAGAAAGAGUUAGGGGACCUCUAAUAGAUCUUGAAGGCCUUGGAGAACAUCUCAUAUCCAUUCUGUCUGACCCAUCCUCUAAAUCUGACAUUAAGUCCAAAGUGUCUCAGCUAAAUAAGAUGUUCAAUAAUCUGGAAAAGAAACUUGGUAACAGGAAAUCUGAACUUGAAGCAUCCUUGAGAGAUGAAGAAUUGUUUGGACAAUCAUGUCAUGAUAUCCAGGAUUGGCUUGCAAAUCAAGUAGCACAGCUCAAGGAUCAGUUGUUAGUCUCAGCAGACAGGGAUAUUUUAAGUCACCAAGUAAGUGAUUUUGAACCUAUCUAUAAAGAUUUGAUGUCAAAAGAACAUGAAGUUAUUAUGAUGAUCAAUAAAGGGAAGGAAAUUGUUGCAAAAUCAUCCCGGAAAGAUCUCAACAAGCAGUUAUCAUCAACUUUGGAUGCAGUUAAAAAGGAAUGGGAUAAUGUUCGCAAAACGGCUGUAGAUCGACGCUCCAGGUUACAGAAGUGCUUAGAUACUUGUAAUAAAUUCCAUAAUCAUCAAGAUAAAUUUAAUCCAUGGUUGGAUAAAGCAGAACAGAAAAUACAGAAUUUAGAACCAAUUGCUUUCAACAAGAGAGCAAUUGACAAGCAGAUUAAGGACAUUCAGUCAUUCAAAAAUGAUGUGUCUCGUCAUAGUGGAGAAUAUGAGAACAAUAAAACUGCUGGAGAAAAACUUAUUGAUUGCACAGAUACUGAUCACGAUGAUGUUGAGGCAGCACUUGGUAUCAUGAAGGAGCGUUGGGACCAUCUAAACGCUGCAGUUUUAGCUCGUGCCCAAGACCUUGAGGACGUUGCUGCCAAAUUGGCUGAUUUCAAUGACAGAAGUCGUGACCUUGACCACUCACUGCAGCGUUGUGGAGAUAGGCUUGCUUCUCUGGAUGCACUUGGAGGUGCAGGUAAAGAUGCCAAAGGUUUAGAGAGGAUGAAGGCAUUACUUGAGGAAACAAAUGCUCUUGGAAAGCAGGUUGAUGAUGUGAAAAAUAAGGGUGAAGAUUUAUGCAAUGCUGGAGAUGCUUUAGGAUCAGAUGUUAACCAUAUUCAUGAUGAGGUAGAGAGACUGGUGGAUUGUUUCGCAGGGCUGAGGGGAAAAUUGGAAGAACGUUGUAAUGAUCUUGAAGAAGCUUCUCAAGCUGUCAACCAGUUUGGAGCUUUGGUAAAGAAUGUAGGGCAAGAACUGUCUGGUUUAGAUGAUGAACUAGAUCGAAUGGGUCCUGUAGGGCGAGAUGUAAAAACAGUCUCUGGUCAGAUUGAGCAGCUACAUACCUUUAUGGGUAAAGUUGAUAAUAAAGCUCAAGAUAUUGAUGAUGCUAAAGCUAAUCUAGAGGACUUGGUUGCUCAAGGAUUUACAGGGAGUAAUAAUCGUACUGCUGAAGAUCAAAUUAAGCAGCUAGAUCGUCAGUUAAAGAAGAUCAAUGACAGAUGUAGUUCACGUGACAAAGAACUUGACUCGGUCAUGAAAAAAUUAGAGAAUUUCUAUGAGAAGUACAACACACUUAUGGAUGACAUCACUGAAGUUGACAAAGAAGGUGAAUCCUUUAAACCAGUAGGUGCUGAUGUAGAAAUGAUUAUAGCUCAGCAAGAAGAAUUCAAAAAGUUCAAAGGAAAGAGAAUUGAUGAUCUUGGAAAGAAAGUUAAUGAAUGUAAUAAACUUGGGCAAGGUCUUAUACAAAGUGCAGCAUCUGGUGUGAAGACUCGAGAUUUGGAAGAUGACUUAGAUGCCAUGAAUGAUUUAUGGAAUAAGCUCAAACAGAUGAUCGGUGAUAGAGAAAAAGCCUUGGAUAAAGGACUAAUGCAAUCUGGUAAAUUCCAAGAUGCACUGGACAGUAUGUUGCAGUGGCUUGCUAACUUUGAAGAGAUGAUGGAGAAUCAAGCACCCAUCUCUGGUGAAUAUUCAGUGGUAAAAGCCCAAGCCCAAGAACAGAAAUUCCUAAGAAAAAUGCUUCUUGACCGUCAGAAUGAAAUGCAAGCUUUGUUGUCCAUGGGUCGUAGCCUAGCUGCUGAUCUGGAUCCCUCAGAAAAAGCUGCUGUUGAAGGACAACUUGAUGAUUUGUUGAAUCGUUUUGAUGAUGCCAAUGCAAGAUCCCAGGAAAGAAUGGAAGCUUUGGAGGAAACAUUGAAAGUAGCCAAAGAAUUCCAGAAUAAGUUGAAUCCUAUCAUCGAAUGGCUGGAUCGCACUGAAAAGAAACUAAAAGAAAUGAGUACAGUUCCAUCAGAUGAGGAGAAAAUACAGCGACUGCUUGAUGAACACGAUAAUCUCCAUGAUGAAAUUCUUGGCCAGAAACCAGCAUUUGAUGACUUGACAGAUGUUGCUACUGCCCUCAUGAAUCUGAUUGGUGAUGAUGAAGCAAAUGCUUUGGCAGAUAGGCUGCAGUCAACCACAGACCGUUACGGUCAAUUGGUGGAGGAUUCAGAGGCUCUUGGUCGUCUUCUUCAGGAAUCCAAGGUUGGUUUACGCCAUCUUGUACUUACUUAUGAAGAUCUUUUGUCGUGGAUGGAUGAAAUGGAAGCAAGGUUAUCAAAGUAUCGUAUUCUGUCUGUGUUUGUAGAAAAACUCUUGGAACAGAUGGAUGAAUUAACUGACCUGGGUGAAGAGGUGGUUUCCCAUGAGAAGCAGGUUGCUGAAGUAAUGGAAGCUGGCUCCCAGCUUAUGAAGCACAUAUCAAGUGAUGAAGCUUUGCAGCUGAAAGACAAACUUGACUCCAUCCAACGACGAUACAACGAUCUCAGUGCUAAGGCUACUGACCUUCACAAAUCAGCCAAUGAAGCAUUACCACUCGUACAACAGUUCCACAGUGCCCAUGAACGACUUGGCUCUUGGAUGUUAUCAGUUGAGGGUCAGCUUCAAAGCAUGGACUCCUCUGGUCAAGGACUUAUGGAAGAGGAAAUUGAAAGACUUGCUCAGGAAAUCCAAGAAAAUCGUCCUUUGGUAGAGGCAGUUAAUCUUGUUGGACCUCAGUUAUGUCAAAUUUCACCAGGAGAAGGUGCUUCAAAUAUAGAAACCCUUGUUACACGAGACAAUAGAAGAUUUGAGCAGAUCUGUGAACAAAUUCAGAGAAGAAUGGAGAGAAUUCAUAUGUCAAAACAAAGAUCACAAGAAGUUACUCAUGACAUUGAUGAAUUGUUGGACUGGUUCCGUGAAGUAGAAGGGCAAGUACGUGAAGCAGAACCUCCUAGCAUUGAUCCAGAUGAAAUCCGCAUACAGUUGAAAGAACACAAGGCUCUUAACGAUGAUGUUGCCAGCCAGAAGGGUAGAGUACGUGAUGUUUUGUCCAAUGCCAAGAAAGUGUUGAGAGAAGCUCCACAACAUGAAGACACAAGUGAACUCCGAGAAAAAAUGGAGGACUUGAAAGAAACUAUGGAAUCUGUAUCAAAACUGUCAUCAGACAGAUUGUCCACUUUGGAACAAUCAUUGCCACUUGCUGAGCACUUCCUUGAGACACACCAUGAAUUAGAGGACUGGCUUAAUGUUAUGGAGAAUGAAGCAAUGGUGAUGGACACUCCUGCCCUCCGUGCUGACAAGAUCAUUCAGCAGAUGGAAAAAACAAAGGCUUUCCUUCAGUCCAUUGGUGAUCACAAACCUUUACUUGAUAAACUUAAUAAAACCGGAGGGGCCCUCUUGAAACUUGUUAACAAUGAAGAUGGUAUGAAGAUACAAGACAUACUGGAAAGUGAUAAUGAUAGAUACAAUGCUCUCAAGAAUGCUUUACGUGAACGUAGUCAAGCUUUGGAAGAUGCUCUGCAGGAAACCAGCCAGUUUGCUGAUAAAUUAGAUGGAAUGUUGUCUGCUCUAUCAGAAACUGCAGACCAGGUUAAGAAUGCAGAACCCAUUUCAGCUCAUCCUGAGAAGAUUCAUGAACAAGUACAAGAGAACAACAAUAUUAUAGAUGACCUUGACAGGAAAGAAUCAGCAUUUGUUGCUGUCAAGGCAGCUGCUGAAGAUGUUAUUAAUAAAGCAUCACGCAAUGAUCCUGCUGUGAAAGACAUAAAAGCAAAAUUAGAUCGCUUGAACAAGUUGUGGGACAUGGUACAGAUGGCAACCACUCAACGAGGACAAUCUUUGGAAGAUGCUCUUGCCAUGGCUGAGAAGUUCUGGGAGGAGCUUCAAGGUGUUAUGGCUGCUUUGAAGGAUCUGCAGGAUACACUGAAGGCUCAAGAACCUGUAGCUGUGGAACCACAAGCAAUUAAGCAACAGCGAGAUGAACUCUCUCAAAUCAAGAACAAGAUUGAUCAGACAAAGCCUGAAGUGGAACAAGUUCGCCAGACUGGAAGAGAUUUGAUGUCACUUUGUGGAGAGGCUGACAAACCAGAAGUCAAGAAGAAUAUUGAAGAUUUAGACUAUGCCUGGGACAAUGUAACAGCAUUGUAUGCAAAACGAGAGGAGAACCUGAUUGAUGCUAUGGAAAAAGCUAUGGAAUUCCAUGACACCUUAAGGAAUAUGUUGGAGUUCUUGGAAAAAUCUGAGGACAAAUUUGCAGGCAUGGGACCCAUUGCUGGAGAUAUUGAAGCCAUCAAAGGUCAGAUUAACCAGCUGCAGAAAUUCAAGGAUGAAGUUGAUCCACAUAUGGUGAAGGUGGAAGCUCUUAACAGGAGUCUACGGAGGCAAGCUCAAGAGCUGAAGGAGCGUACUACUCCAGAUCAAGCUGCUGCUAUAAUGGGACCUUUGGGUGAAGUGAAUCGUCGUUGGGAUGAAUUGCUCAAAGGAAUUGUUGAAAGGCAACGGGAUCUGGAAUAUGCACUAUUAAAACUAGGGCAGUUCCAGCAUGCUCUUAAAGAACUUCUUGUUUGGAUUGAAAGAACUACAAAGAAUCUAGAUGACCUUAAACCAGUUUUUGGUGAUCCUCAGGUGAUAGAAGUAGAAUUGGCCAAGUUGAAAGUCACCAUUAAUGACAUUCAAGCUCAUCAGUCUAGUGUUGAUACACUUAAUGAUGCAGGCCGGCAAUUAAUUGAGGCUGAUAAAGGCUCAGAGGAUGCAUCUAAUACCCAAAAGAAAUUGCAAGAACUGAAUAAAAAGUGGGGAGAGCUACAAGACAAGGCUAGUGAAAAGCAAAAUGAUCUUGAAACUGCUCUUAGGGAAGCUCAAAUAUUUAGUGCUGAAAUUCAAGACUUAUUACUAUGGCUUGGAGAUAUUGAUGCUGCUUUAUCUACUUCAAAACCUGUUGGAGGUUUGCCAGAAACAGCCAAGGAGCAACUCUUGCGAUUCAUGGAGAUAUAUGAUGAUUUGGAAGAAAAUCGUUCAAAGGUAGAAAGUACACUUCAGCAAGGUCAGGAAUAUUUGAGGCGUUCACGUGAAGGAGCUGCCACUAAUUUGAAUCACAGUCUUCGCACUUUGAAGCAGCGUUGGGAAAGUGUCAUGAACCGUGCCAAUGACAAAAAGAUCAAACUAGAGAUUGCUCUCAAGGAAGCAACUGAAUUUCAUGAUGCAUUGCAAGUGUUUGUUGAUUGGCUUACUGAAGCUGAAAACUUCUUGAAUGGACAACAGCCAGUUUCACGUGUUUUAGAUAUAAUCUUACAGCAGAUUGAAGAGCAUAAUAACUUUAAAAAAGAUGUUACUGCUCAUCGUGAAGUCAUGCUUAAUCUUGACAAGAAGGGAACCCAUUUGAAAUAUUUCAGUCAAAAGCAAGAUGUCAUUCUGAUUAAAAACCUUUUAGUUUCUGUGCAGCAUCGAUGGGAGAAGGUUGUUUCAAAAGCUGCUGAUAGAACACGUGCUCUGGAUCUUGGAUUUAAGGAAGCCAAAGAUUUCCAUGAUAACUGGAAUGCUCUUAUUACCUGGUUAGAUGAUGCUGAAGCCACUCUGGAUGAAUUAGCUUCUAAUGUUGGUAAUGAUCCUGACAAGAUUAGGGCUCAAAUUGCUAAGCACAAGGAGUUCCAGAAGGCCUUAGGUGCUAAGCAGCCCUCUUAUGAUACUACAAUGAAGCAGGGUCGGACAUUGCAGAACAAAGCUCCUAAAACAGAUGAUGAGACCUUGAAGCAGAUGAUGACUGACCUCAAGAAUAAGUGGAAUAGUGUAUGUCAAAAGAGUGUUGAUCGGCAGAGAAAGCUAGAGGAAGCAUUAUUGUUUACUGGUCAGUUCAAAGAUGCUAUCCAGGCACUCUUGGACUGGUUAAAGAAAGUGGAAGUUGGAUUAGUUGAAGAUGGGCCUGUGCAUGGUGACCUGGACACUGUUAUGGCUCUUGUUGAACAGCAUAAAGCAUUCUGUGCUGAAAUGAAGAACCGUGCUGCUCAAGUUGAAAGUGUACGACAUACUGCAGAUGAACUUUUAAUGAAAGCUACUGCUGCAGAUGCUGAAACUAUCAAAUCUCAAAUUACUGAGUUGGUUAGUUCUUGGGAAAAGGUUGAAAAGGCCACUGAAAUUCGCACAGAGCGUCUAGAAGAAGCCCUUCAAGCUGCUGAAAGAUUACAUAAGGUUGUACAUAGACUUCUUGAUUGGUUGUCGGAUGCAGAGAUGAAGCUUAGAUAUGGGGGACCAUUACCUGAUGGGGAAGAAGAGACCAGACAACAGAUUGCUGAUCUUGAAGCAUUUAUAGCAGAACUUAACCAGAAGGAAAAAGAAAAAGAUGAUACUAUUGCUAUGGCAGAAGACAUCCUGGCCAAGGCUCAUCCAGAUGGUGUAGCAACAAUAAGGCACUGGAUAACAAUCAUUCAAUCUCGAUGGGAAGAAAUUGUGGCUUGGACCAAGCAAAGAGAAACUAGAUUGGCAGAUCAUCUUAGAAGUUUGCGAGAUCUUGCUGGACUUCUUGAUGAACUUAUGCGAUGGCUCAUUCAGGCUGAGAAUAAUUUGACCACCUUAGAAGCAGAACCUCUUCCUGAUGACAUUCCAGCUAUUGAGGGACUUAUCACUGACCAUAAAGAGUUUAUGGAUGAAAUGCAAAAGAAGGAACCUGAUGUGCUGAGUAUAUGUAAGCCAACUAAGCCUCGGCCAUCAUUAACACCACAAGGCAAGAAACGAUCAAGAACAUCUCUUGGUCGUGAGAGUGUGAGCCCUGGGAGGGAAUCAUCACCGGAAUAUGAUUACCCAUCACGACGUUCGAGCCGCAUCAGUCCUGAUCGGGAAUCUUCUCCGGGACCUAAAUCUCGAAAGUCCAGCCGCACAUCACCAGCACGUGAGAUUACACCUACUCGUGAAUAUCCACGUCCAUGGAUGUUUGGAGCCAGAACGACACCACCUCGUGAGACAUCCCCUGGAGCUGAUCAUGAAAGAGAAUGGCCUUUAUCUCAUUUACGCUUUGCUACAUCUACGCCAGCACCUACAGCUGCUGCUGCUGGCACCAAUGGUGGUAGCCCUGCUGAUGGAGGGAGAAGGAGAAGCAGCAAAGCUAGUGUACGAGAUGAGCCGCAAAUCAAAAACCCACAAGCCCGUGCUUUGUGGGAAAAGUGGCAGCAUGUUGGCUUCAUGGCAUGGGAACGUAUGCGCCGUUUGUAUGACAAGCUGAACUAUCUGCAGGAGCUUGAGAAGCUUAAAAACUUCUCAUGGGAAGAAUGGCGCAAGAGGUUUAUGAAGUUCAUGAACCACAAGAAGUCUCGUGUGACAGAUCUGUUCCGAAAGAUGGACUCUGACAAUGAUGGAGCUGUACCUCGCGAUGAUUUCAUUGAUGGCAUCCUCAAAACAAAAUUCCCAACAAGUCGUCUGGAAAUGGGAACAGUUGCAGAUAUAUUUGACCGCAAUAGGGAUGGUUAUAUUGAUUAUCAAGAAUUUAUUGCUGCAUUAAGGCCUGACUGGGAACGUAAAGGGCCUUUGACUGAUGCUGAGAGAAUAGAUGAUGAAGUUCAGAAACAAGUUGCCAAGUGUACUUGCCGUCAGAAAUUCCGUGUUCACCAAGUGGGAGAAGGAAAAUACAGAUUUGGAGACAGUCAAAAGCUUCGUCUGGUUCGCAUCCUACGCUCAACUGUUAUGGUUCGUGUAGGAGGUGGCUGGGUGGCUCUUGAUGAGUUCCUUGUCAAAAAUGACCCAUGCAGAGUAUGUCCAUCUAUACCUGAGUUAGAGCAGGUUGGAGAAUUGGAACUUCAUGAGCAUGGGUGUCCACUCAGAGGAAAGUCAUCUUCAGCAGGGUCCUGCCGUAGCUCCUCCAAGGGUCGCACCAACGUGGAGUUACGCGAGCAGUUCAUCCUAGCGGAGGGCGUGUCCCAGAGCAUGGCACCGUUCAAGUCCAAGCCUAGCCCCAACAGUUCUGUGUCGAGUCAGUCUGGCGCACCUGCCCAGCAGCGCUCGCAGUCCCUGCCCAAUUCCGGGCCUAUUAUUAAGGUUCGGGAAAGAACAGCCAAGAGUUCUGCUAUGGGCCGUGCUUCAUUCAGUGCAGGCACGCCUGAUUCCUCGUUUGCUGAAGAAGGUGGUUCUUCAUCAUUCCAUCUCAGUGGAAAACGGAAGGCUUCCGCUCCUGUUACAUCCCGUUCAUCUUUCAAUACCUCAGCUGACAGUCAGCCUGGUAGUAGAGGAGGUAGCCGUCCUCCAUCUUGUGGACCUGGUUCUAGACCUGGCUCUAGACCUGGUUCUCGCCCACCAAGUCGCGCAGGCUCGGAAGUGUCCUUAGACUCUUAUGAUGGAGGGAGGACGCCAAUGAAACGCACUCCAUCAUUCACAGGUCGCACACUCACAUCAUCUAGUCAGUCUUCUGGAGUCCAGCGGUCAUCUUCACUUAGAAAGGCCUCUGCCCCUGUCAAGUCCUCCACAGGCACUGUCAACGGUACAAGCACACGUGCCAUCUCUGUCUCAUCUAGGUCGAGCAGCAUGACCAGAGCUCCAUCAGCAUCUAGUAUUCCAGUGGCUGUGUCAUCAUCAUCCAGGUUAUAUUCACCGACUUUGUCCAGUCGAUUGAAAGAGGCAGGAAUUAGGACCAAAAUUCCGGUUCUUGUCCGUCCAGCCUCUGAGUGGGAACGGACUAACCUAUCUGGCUCAACUUCUAACCUGAAUGUUGCGGGAACACCCCUAAGGUCCCGGGCUUCAUCUACAACUAGUCUUAACUCCAAUCAUUCCACAAGUAAAAUCCCCACAUUGAGACAAAAAACGUCCGUCACACAAACCACCUCUUCCAAGACCUCCACCACAUCAAGGACUCGGAAUCCUUCAGGUUCAAGCAGCGCCAGUGGAACUACUAGGAUUGCUCGCAAAUCAUCUGCUGCCUCUGAUACCCCCACUGGAGCAUCAAGAAAAACAGGAAUUGUUGAACCAAGACGCAAGCUAUAGAAAGACAAAAAGUGGAUACAUGUAUUUUAAUGAAUGGUGCAUCCAGAAAAUAUAUACAGUUCAUUGUACAAGAGAAGAGGAGUUGUGUACUACCACAAGAACUUGUGAUAUGAUAGAAGUGUAUACUUGUGGUACAUGACAAGUAUAAACAUAUUUUGAAAAAAAAAAAACUUUAAAGAUGUUAUAGUAUUGAUUAGAUUUUUUCAGUCUUAAUUGGUAGAAAAUUUUUAUGAGAUUUCUUUAUUGAAAUCUACUUAAUGAAUUCCAUGAAUUAUUCACCUGUGAACUAAUAAUGCUAUCAUAUGUGAUAAAUAUGACAGGACAGGUCCUGUUGCCUGAUGUGUGGUUGGCUGAAUAGUAUCGAACCAUGCGAAGUUUCUAAUUUUGGUUAGUUAAGUAGAAUAUUUAAUAGGAAUUUACUUGUGGUUCAUAAUUUUCAGCCUGGUCACAAGUGAUAUAUAUUUCUAGGGUAGUGCAAGCCCGUUAUAAGGUUUCUCAGCCAUUCCACUCAACAUAUCUUGCUUGCUGUUUAAAUAGGUUGUUUAUAUAUAUAUAAAUUUUCCAAGACAUGUUGCUUGAGAAUACUGUAAGAAUAUGCGUCUAGUAAAUCUCAUACCCAAUGACCGUAUUCUUGUUACGUUAGUUACUUACGUACAGUUCCGUACAAUUUUUGAGCCAGCUAUGUGAUGGCCUAAGUACUAAGUUACAGUUUGCUGUACUGGUUCAUAUUUUAAGACUGUUCUCAUACUGACCAUUAACGCUUCAUAUCUAACUUGCAUAUGUGUGUAUCACGCAAGCCUAUAUGGGGUCAAGAGGUUGCCAAACUGCCAUGUUUUGCAAGGAGAUUUCUAAUUUGCAACUGGAGGUCAGCAGGAAUUUAAAUGGUGCUUCAUAGUCAUAUAGAAUUUUAUUGUAAGUGAAAAAAGGUAUUUGUAUUUAAAAUUUUAUAAAAUAAAAUUUUUUUUUCUUAUGUGUGCUACUAAUAGUGCAAAUGUGAUGAGAACAGUGGUUUUAAGAGAUAGUACAAUCACAAAAGGUUCCUCUUGUCUUAGGAAAGUGAUAAUAAUGUACUAUCUGGCUUGCUCUACAGCUGAUCUCAUUACAAGUGGUGAAGGUGAUAUCAUUCCUUAUGAUUCACAGACAGAUCUUGUCACUUUAUUGACAGGGAUGAUUAGAUGAAGUGGCUCUGGGAAAUUUAGGGACAACCAGCGUAGGUAGAGGAGAUUAUGGUUACAGGCUGGUUCUGGGGUAUUGAAAGCAGUGAACAUCUUGCUUUAUUUUUUUUGGUCUUGUACCCAUGAUUUCCUCUACGAGUUUUGGUUGUGAUGUCAGUCAAACUUUUCUUGUUUUUAACUAACAUUUUUAAUUAUACUUCUCACUGUUGUCCAUGUUUUGUUGAAACGUUUGUAUAAACCUUGCUUUUUCUGCUUUGUUAUAAGUUGUAAAUAAUAUAUAACUAGAUGCCCAUUGACUUUAACAUGGGGCACAAAAUGUUUUCAUUGUAACAAAAAAAUAAACCAGAUGUACUAAAGUUCUUUUGGUUGAAAACUUACAUGUACUUGACCAAUCAUCAUAGAGUAUUUUUUGUAUUUAUAUUGCUAAUAGUUAAACUAAUGCUUCAAUAAUAAAUAAGUAACAAUAGAA